AUGCCUCGCGUACUUGUGACAGGUGGUAGCGGCUUCAUCGCCACGCAUGUUCUCGAGAUCCUCCUCGCCCGGGGUCACUCGGUUGUCACAACUGUGCGCUCCCAGCAAAAGGCCCAAGCAAUUCUGCAAUCCCACCCGGAACUGCAGACAGAUCGUCUGGACUGCACUAUCGUGGAAGAUAUUGGUCAGGCUGAUGCAUUCGACGAGGCCGUUAUCUCAGAGCCUCCAUUCGACGCUGUCAUCCAUACUGCCAGCCCAUAUCAUUUUCAUGCCAAGGAUGCAAAAGAACUACUUGACCCAGCCAUAAUUGGAACUACAGGUAUUCUCACUUCGGUGCAGAAAUAUGCUCCGUCCGUCAAGCGCGUUGUGGUGACUUCUUCUUUUGCUGCUAUCAACAAUAUCUACGCCAAGGGCAAGGGCAAAGUGUAUUCGGAGGCCGACUGGUGUCCCAUUACAGAAGAACAGGCCAACGAAAGCCCUGCCAACGCUUACCGAGCAAGCAAGACAUUCGCUGAGCGCGCCGCAUGGGAAUUUAUGGAAAGAGAAAACCCUUCAUUUGACCUAACAGUCAUCAACCCACCGCUCGUUCUAGGUCCAAUUGCCCACAGACUUGCUUCUCUUAGCGGCUUAAAUACCUCUAACCAACGAAUCCGGGACCUGAUUACCGGCGCUUGUAAAGACCGCUGUCCGCCAACUGGAAAUUACGGCUACGUCGACGUGCGCGAUCUCGCCCUUGCGCAUGUCCUAGCGAUCGAGAAGCCCGAAGCCGGUGGAAAGCGAUUUUUCACCGUGUCGAGCCACUUUUCAAACAAAGAGAUUGCAGAGAUCAUUGGGCAGGAGUUCCCCGAGUUCCUGGACCGAUUGCCUUCCGGCCAGGCUCUGACUCCAGGCGAUUACCCAGCAGAUGGAGUGUAUGGAUUCGAUAACUCACGCAGUCGAGAGAUCUUAGGAUUGAAAUUCCGAGAUCUGAAGGAGAGCGUGGUGGAUGCUGUACAUAGCUUGUUGGCUGUGGAGCCGGAAAUUGCUAAUUGA
This is a messenger RNA of Penicillium longicatenatum, 1032 nucleotides long. Its product is annotated as SDR family oxidoreductase. The coding region runs from base 1 to 1032 and encodes 343 amino acids. The record is from RefSeq and is a predicted model, not a curated record. The transcript has 4 exons. Lineage: Eukaryota; Fungi; Ascomycota; Eurotiomycetes; Eurotiales; Aspergillaceae. Gene Ontology annotation, molecular function: oxidoreductase activity, acting on the CH-OH group of donors, NAD or NADP as acceptor.